This is a messenger RNA of Phytophthora infestans T30-4, 588 nucleotides long. RefSeq lists its product as uncharacterized. The transcript is spliced from 2 exons. The record is from RefSeq and is a predicted model, not a curated record. Lineage: Eukaryota; Oomycota; Peronosporomycetes; Peronosporales; Peronosporaceae. The coding region runs from base 1 to 588 and encodes 195 amino acids.
AUGGAUCAUAUCGAGUCUGCACAACGCCGCAAGCAGCAACAACUAGCCGAGCUACUGGGCUCUACCAAUGGAAAUGAAGUUGCUUUCCCUGCACACCCAGAGCACCAAGCAGCAUCGCAUCGGUUCACGUUGCUAGCCACGAAGUACAAGGUGCUAGAUCGCGAAUACCAAAUCCUGAAGCAGCAGCUUGCUGACGCCAAGCAGUCUUUAAGCGCAUACUCCGACCUGGAGAAACGCCAUGACAAGCUACAGGAGGCUCACCUUGUACAAUCUGCUUUAGUACAGCGCCUACAGCGUGAAAAGGAGCAAGCAACCGCUCUUAAGGAGAAAGUGAUUCGUCAAUUUGAACAGACACUCGCACAGCAGUCAAAAGAAAUACCAGAGCGACGUCUGCACGCACCGGAGGCCGAUACACCAGAUAUCAACGGUGGAGAUGGUGGAACGCGGGAGGUUCUGCUGCGUGUACGCGUCCAGGUCCUGGAGCAGCAACUGCAGACGAAUGCACGCCAGGCCGCAGCCGAAAUGAGUGCUCUACGCUUGCGUAUCCUGGAACUAGAGACGGCGGCGAGUUGUCGUACUGUAAAAUAG